Stegostoma tigrinum is the source of this 2985-nucleotide messenger RNA. RefSeq names its product suppressor APC domain-containing protein 2-like. Lineage: Eukaryota; Metazoa; Chordata; Chondrichthyes; Orectolobiformes; Stegostomatidae. The transcript is spliced from 5 exons. Bases 1231 to 1803 code for a protein of 190 amino acids. The record is from RefSeq and is a predicted model, not a curated record.
GUGGGAGGGAGGCUUAGAUGCUGCCUGCUGCUCAUGCCUCAGGCAAAUCCGGAGUUUUCGGUUUGGAUUAAUCUCCCUGAGAGGGUUGGGGGUAGCCUCCUCUGCUUCUCACUGCGAGCCAGGAGAGUGAGCUGCAGGGAGCGUCAGCAGACAGCAACUUGUGUCCCAGCCUUCUCAGCUUCCACUCAGCCUGAGCCGAACGGCGGCUCUCCGGCAUGUGCCUGUGCCUGUGUCUGUCUCUGUCUGAGUGUGCCUGCCUGUGUUUCUGUGUGCCUGUGUCUCUGUCUGAGUGUGCCUGUGUCUGUGUGUCUGCCUGUGUUUCUGAGUGUGCCUGUGUCUCUGUCUGAGUGUGCCUGUGUCUGAGUGUGUCUGCCUGUGUUUCUGAGUGUGUCUGCCUGUGUUUCUGAGUGUGCCUCUGUCUGAGUGUGCCUGCCUGUGUUUCUGAGUGUGCCUGUGUUUCUGAGUGUGCCUGUGCCUCUGUCUGAGUGUGCCUGCCUGUGUUUCUGAGUGUGCCUGUGUUUCUGAGUGUGCCUGUGCCUCUGUCUGAGUGUGCCUGCCUGUGUUUCUGAGUGUGCCUGUGUCUCUGUCUGAGUGUGCCUGUGUCUGAGUGUGUCUGCCUGUGUUUCUGAGUGUGCCUGUGUCUCUGUCUGAGUGUGCCUGUGUCUGAGUGUGUCUGCCUGUGUUUCUGAGUGUGUCUGCCUGUGUUUCUGAGUGUGCCUCUGUCUGAGUGUGCCUGCCUGUGUUUCUGAGUGUGCCUGUGUCUCUGUCUGAGUGUGCCUGUGUCUGAGUGUGUCUGCCUGUGUUUCUGAGUGUGCCUGUGUCUGAGUGUGUCUGCCUGUGUUUCUGAGUGUGCCUCUGUCUGAGUGUGCCUGCCUGUGUUUCUGAGUGUGCCUGAGUCUCUGUCUGAGUGUGCCUGUGUCUGAGUGUGUCUGCCUGUGUUUCUGAGUGUGCCUGUGUCCCUGUCUGAGUGUGCCUGUGCGUGUGUAUCUGCCACCCUGUCUCUGAGUGUGCCUGAGUGUACAGGAAUUGAAUGCACCAGUCAGUGCUUGUCGCCACCAGACACUCUGUGUUUGGGUUGGGGUGCGCCAGAGGAAGUGGUGAGAUUGGGUUUUUGGACGGGGUGAGGGUUGCUAGUGACUGACAGGGGGGUCGGGGGAGGAGGACUGAGCUGGAGGGGGUGUCAAAUUCUUCUCCCCUAUAAAGCCCACCCUCUCCCCUGCCCUGAGCCCCAUGUCUCUGCCGCCUGGAUACACCUUGGUCAUCAUCCCUGUGCCAAGCCGCCCAGAAGCAACUGCAUUUUUCCUGUGGCUGAAGCGCAUGAAGGAGCUGGAGCGGCAGCGCGAUGCCCUGUGGUACGGCCUGGGUAUGGUGGAGCAGGCACAAGACUGGUACAACCAGGAGAUCCAGAGCAUCCAGCAGCGACUAAGGCACAGUGGCGAGGCUCCCCGAGAGAGAGCCUCCUCGUCUCUUGUGAACCGUCCAUCCCUCCUUCAGGACAAGAUCCAGCACAUUAACUGGUGCCUCAGUGACUUCAUCUCCAGUGCAGACAGGAUGUUUCUGCCUCACUGCCAGACGGAACAGCCUGACCUAGAACAUCUGCCCAGAGCAAACGUCAGGAGGUCCCAGCAACAGAAUCUGGAAGCACUGAAACGGCAGAACUAUUGGCUGACUAAGGAAGUGUCGAAGAAAAGCCAGUGGAUCACCCAGCUGGAGCAGGAGAAGGCAGUGCUCAUUAAGCAGCUACUGGAAGCUCAGCUUGAAGGUUACACCCAGCCUGGGUGCGACAGCUCCACCUUUGUCUAGACUCACCAAAGCUUCAGUCAAUAACAACACCUCACUACCUGGGAGCCAGGAGGGCCCUGGAUCUUCCCUGCAUCAGGCCCAACACAGAGCUGCACUAUCAAUUACUGAAGAAUCAUAGGACAGUUACAACACAGAAGGGCAUUGGUGAUGGAGAUUAAGGUUAGAGGCCACGCGAUUGAGGUGGGAGUCUGGACAGAAUAGAUUAGGAGAAACUGCUUGAGAACCAGCAGGCACAGAGUUCAGGGGAAUGGCAAAAGGGAGAAAUGCGGCCAGUGGCUGGGAUCUGGAUAUGGGCAUGCAAAGGAGGUAAUUUGGAUCCUGCCCUUGGCAGACAAUGAGCCACACGAAAUGGGGGGUGUGGCGCGAAGUUGCACAGAAAAGGCAGGAGAGGGGAAUGGGCCCGACAGGUUGCCCUCACUUGGGGCCAGCAUGGGCACAAUGGGCCAAAAGGCUUCCUGCCUUACGUAGCCAUUGUAUGAUUCGAAGAGCAGUGAUCCGGAAUAUCUCCAUCCAGUUUCCUCUCGGUCAUCUCAUUCCCGGGAAUGAGGGUCCCAUCUGGGGCAGAGUGUAGGUGGAUAGUUCCCAGAAACACACCCCGAAUGGGAUGAUGCCACGCCCCCACCCCUACAAAACAGCCAGAAAACAUUUUGUUGUGGAACAUGCCCAGCACCUCAGGGUGGGGGUGACUGAGAUGCUUGGUCAGAGAGAGUCUGUUUAUGGGAGGAAGGAGAAGCAGAGGGCUCAGGAAAGGGAACUGGGGGUGGGGGGGCAGGUUUCGAGGGGCCCGGGCACAGUCGCGAUGGCUGGCAAGAAGGCUCCGAAGGAUGUGCUGGAGUCAGGGAUGUGAGGGGGACAGCAGAGUUUGCAGACGCUUACAGGGUCUGAGAAAGUCACGGAGGAAAAAGAGAAUUUGGUGGGGGUGGGCGCAGUUCUCACUGCAAACUCCCAAACAAGUUGCUGACAGGAGCUGCCCUCAGGAGGGACAUCCUGCCCAUCAUCACUAACGGGCAUCCUGAAUCAGAGGGAAGAGUUCCUCACACAGCAUCACGCCCAGCCACCCCUAAAGCCAACACCCUCACUCCACCCCUAACACCCCCACCCCAACCCAAAUCCAAACCCAACCACUCCAACACCCCAACACCUCCACCCCAACACCCCACGCCAACCCCAACCACCCCAUGC